Messenger RNA from Hordeum vulgare subsp. vulgare (domesticated barley), 2099 nucleotides. RefSeq names its product transcription initiation factor IIA subunit 2-like. The coding region runs from base 118 to 363 and encodes 81 amino acids. Gene Ontology annotation, molecular function: TBP-class protein binding; RNA polymerase II general transcription initiation factor activity. The transcript is spliced from 10 exons. Gene Ontology annotation, biological process: transcription initiation at RNA polymerase II promoter; RNA polymerase II preinitiation complex assembly. The record is from RefSeq and is a predicted model, not a curated record. Gene Ontology annotation, cellular component: transcription factor TFIIA complex. NCBI's taxonomy places the organism in Eukaryota, Viridiplantae, Streptophyta, Magnoliopsida, Poales, Poaceae.
CAUGGCCUUAUCUGUAGGAUUUGUGCUGGCCUUGACCAUGAUCUUGCUACGGAAUGUUUGGGGGUACCUGUACAGCAAUAAGCAGCCAAUUAAGAAGAGAAAAGAGGGAGGAGAAAAAUGUACGACAUAAGAAGAGAUGACUUCAAAAGCAGUGUGAACAGGCGAGGCGAUAUGGCCACCUUCGAGCUCUACAGGCGGUCCACCAUCGGCAUUUGCCUCACCGAGACGCUCGACGAGAUGGUCUCCAGCGGCACCCUCAGCCCCGAGCUCACCAUCCAAGUGCUCGUCCAGUUCGACAAGUCUAUGACGGAGGCGCUGGAAAACCAAGUGAAGAGCAAGGUUACUGUCAAGGGAGCGGGCUAGGUGGUAUCCUGGCGUGUUGCUGGUCCCCAGUGAGCUGACUAAACCCUAUUCUCUCCUAUCAAUUCUGUUACCUCCCUCUGUGCGCCGCCCGGGUGUCAUGGGUCAACCAAGCCAAGGCUUGCUGGAGGCCCAAACCUCUCCCUAUCAUUCAUGGUGAAUGGUGAGUAUUGCAUCAUUGCCUGUUCAAGCAUUAACAAGUACAAUCAAUGAGGAAAAUCUACCGGAUCUGAAGUACCAAUUCGGUACAAUUGAUGUUGAUAAAGGUGGACCAAUUACUGCAUUGAAGAAAUGCAGCAGUGGCCCUUGCGAAGGAUCUUCACAUUAAAGGCUCCUCAUGUUCUCAAGAUUAUUCAGGUUGUUAAUUUAUUAGGCCAGGAUACUGAGUAUACAUAUUGUGUUCAUCUCGCCUUCCUUCUUAGGAAAAUCAUGUACUCAAGGUUUAUUCGCCAUUAAAUUUCUACGAAGGGACUUGUCAAUCCACCUUACACCCGUACUAAAAUAGAGUGUUUCUAGAGAGUAGAAACAUUGCAUGCAGAAAUCUUCAAGAAAGAGGUGAUUGAAGUGGUAAUCGAUGAAAUGCCUGCUGGUGAAGCUAUCAUGGAUCCAACUCACGACCUAAUUGGCCACAAAGACCAAAGUCUCGGAUUCCUGGAGCAACAAAUGUAGUGUUGUCAGUCUCUGAAGAUGUGAAUCCGUCUGCUCCUAGACUACAACAAAGGGAUGAUUGGGAUACUGAAAGUCAGUAUACAGAGGCUUAGUGGAGUCAGACAGUCAGUCACCAACAUCUUCAUUGUUUAAACAGCAACAUCAAGUGGCGCCAAAACAUGUGAGUUACUUUCAUCUUUGGCAUAACCAACCUUAUUGGUGGACUUCCUCUGAUUUUUCACAAUGUAAAGAACUUCUCUCCUGGCUGAAUUUUCAAAAUAUUUUAGUGACCAUUACAGAAAACUGGUAUCCAAAACUCCAAAAACUAACAUGUCAUUUUCUUGUGGAUAACAUAUCACUGAUUUGCGAGACAACCGAGUCAUGAAUGAUGACAAAUGAGAAGUUCGACCACUACUCACUCAAGCUUGGAGGUGGUCGAAAGCCAGGCUCUACAUGGUCCUAGCACCGCUCUCAUGCAUGGUGUUCAGGCUACUUCCACCAGUGCUCUGUGGGUUGUAGUUCCGUGAGAGCUAUGACAGGGAGAACGAGAUGAUGGACGUCGCCGGUGCUUCGCUCGCCUGCAUCGCUCUGCUAGCGCUCGGGAAGGUUAUGGCCACACAAGAGCCAUGACAUACUUCAAGACUCAUUUACUACCUUACCAUCGUCAUGAGCUUGUCCGGGAUGUCGUGCGUCGCUGGUGUACUGAUCAUGAGGCUUCUCGGACACUUUGGCACCAUUGAUCAAGGUUGUGCAACGGCUCCUCAUGCUUCUCUAGCUGUUCUCUCAUUUAGGUGAUGCACAUAUGACUGCCUAGGCCUCAUUCUGAAGUCUUAAGUUCCUCGGAGCAUUGAUGGUAUAAAAAGAAAAGACAUGGUUGAGUUCAAGAGAAAGUGCAAAAAGUGCAUGAAGAAACAUCUGAAUCUUUUUUGAGUUGCUACCUGCUGUUUUGUUAUACUUCUGGUGUACAUUUUAAGUUACUAUCAUUUCAUGUCAAAAUGUGUGAUCUUGGUCACUCAAGUCCGUCUGUAUGGUGGAAUAUUACUAUCAGGUAUUUUAUAGCAAGAAAAACAACAAGAUCAGUCUUUCCUUCA